Volvox carteri f. nagariensis is the source of this 11265-nucleotide messenger RNA. RefSeq lists its product as uncharacterized. The coding region runs from base 1 to 11265 and encodes 3754 amino acids. The record is from RefSeq and is a predicted model, not a curated record. Gene Ontology annotation, molecular function: single-stranded DNA binding. The transcript has 33 exons. Gene Ontology annotation, biological process: defense response; regulation of DNA-templated transcription. Lineage: Eukaryota; Viridiplantae; Chlorophyta; Chlorophyceae; Chlamydomonadales; Volvocaceae.
AUGUCCAGCUCCAAAGAGGAAGUAGGAGCUCAACCGGAGAAGGUAUCUUCCGAUCGAGGUGGUCGUGAAGGGCACCUGGCGAGAGCUGCUCCUGCACGGGUCAGCUUUACAGAGAGCUUGGUCGGCAAGCUCCCCGUGGGCUCUCGGUUUGAGAUUACGGGCCCUGGCACAAGUGCGCCUGCCGCUGACGACGCCGCAUCAGCAGCGACACAUGACGCAACCAGGAGUACGGUCAGCACGAUACGGGGUGGCCCUGAAGGUGUGGCCGGACCAACUACUCCACAGGCAGCACCCGGUACUUCCGAAGCGGGACCCAGUACGCCCGAAGACGCCCUCAUGGCGUCUCUGCAUGUCAAAUUCAGCGCCAGUACGCGCUUUAAUGCCUCGGAUGCAGGCAGCUUGCCGACGGGCGCAGGGGCUGAAGCCAUGGCCACCGGUCUUCCGCGCACCUUUCAGCUCCAGCAGCAGCCGUCCCGCGGUCGCCGCCGGUCGGCUGGGUCGUCGCUGCUGGAUCCGGACCAGGAAGGCCCCAUGGGCGGCAUCAUGCGGGUGCUAUCCGGCCGCCAAAGGCCAGUUCCUAUUGACCCAAAGUCCGCCAACCUCACUGCCAUCCCAGGCCAAGCCUGCCAGGCCAUUAGCUCUGGGCCAAUCACACAUUUCCCAUUCCCUUCGGCCCAUAGGCGUAGCCGUAGUGCCGACAUUAGCUCCCCGCGGCGCAGCAGCGCCGGUAGCGGCCGUGGCGGCAGCCCUGUCGGUGGCUCGGCUCGGACAAGCCGCGACGGCAGCGAGGAAGGCGGUAGGCGCGGCGGCCGCAUGCCGUCAUCGCGGCGCCGCCGCCGUCCCUCCCCCGCACCUUCUAGCGGGAACGUCAGCGACGGAGACGGCAGCCGGCAGGGUCGCUGGUCGCUGGGACUAGGCGCGACAGCGCUGUGGAGCCUGCUUGCCGGUGGCAACGGACCGUUGCCUGGCAAGGGGCUUCAGCGCUCACAGUCUCUACCAAUUGGCCGUUACGGCCAAAGCGGGUCGGCUCGACACCGGCGCAGCGGCAGCUUCGGCAGCCCGUUUGCCGAGCGCAUGAUCUGGAUGGAAGGCGUUGACAGUGACGGCCGAGCCUCAGGCAGCGCCCACCGAAGCCGUAGCCUGCAGCGGGGUAGCAGCCGCAGGCAUAGCGGGGACCCGGGCGUGGAGGCCGAAGGCGGAGCGCUUCACUCCCCGUUCCGGCGGCGCAGGAGCCGCAGCCGGAGUCUGAGCCGUAGCCUUAGCCGCGGGGAGCCAGCGCAAGAUGCGGAGCAUGAGCAGCGCAGAUCGGGCUGGGAGAGGCGGCGUACCCGGCCGCAGGUGCCGCUGUUCUCCACGACCGGCCGGGAGCAGCGCGGCUCCCUGGAGGGAAGCGAAGGUAGUCUCCAUGCACGGCGGAGCCACAACCCUCUGCCCAGGUCGCACAGUGGCGGCCGUCCGCCGGAGCCAAGUUCUGGCAGGCAGGUUGGGGUCGGGGGAGUCGCCCGUGCCGCUGGGCCGCGGGCCUUGGAGCACACCGCGGGCAUCUUCCGCUGGUCCAGGAUCUUUUCAAGCUGCAGGGCAGCCCACAGCAGCGCUGCGGCCCAACCCGUCCGUGAGGCGCUUGGAGCUACGGCGGCCGUCUCAGCUGCAGGUCCGCCGCGGGCGUCCUUCGCAACCGCCAGCAGGAGCGGAUCUAUCGCUCCGCAGGCAUCUCACGCGGGCUCCUUGCCCAGUCUGGCCUUCGUGCCAUCACCCACCAUUCGGCAGCAAGGGGGCCCCGCCACGCCUUCACGCAACCUGCCACCGAAUCCCCAGCAGCUGCAGCUGCAGCCAUCGCUGCUGCAGAGGACACCCUCUCCAGAGAGGAGGGCUUCGCCGCUGCAGCGACUCACGCCCACACCAUCGCUCGGGCGGCAGCAACCAGGUUUGCAGGCGCGAGGCUGUUUUGGCGUGAAGUAUGAAUGCGUCGCUGGGAGCGGCAGGGGUCUGAGGGCAGAAACCAAAGGGGGCGGCAGCGGCGCAGUAGCAGCGGUGGAGACGGCAGGGGUCAUGGUUUCGCGCGGAGCCGCUCGGAGGGGCGUCGGUCCUUCGCGGCCCAGCGCAGGCAGGGCGCGCAAGAUGUCCGGCAUAUCCCAUGCGGAUCCCUGGGCUGAAGGGGCCCCGGCCAGCGGCCAGCCGUCCACAGGCAAACAGGAAGGUGGCGCCGGCGGCGCACGCACCUACCGCUUCAUGAACUGGCUUCUGGCCGUCCGACGCCGGCUUGGCGGCACCGAAACCUCUUCCCCAGAGAGGCCCACAGCGUCGCAGUCUCAGCUCUCUGGCGAAGGGGCUUCAGGUGCCAGCGUCACUCCACCUUCCGCCUCAUUCAUAGAGCAUGAGCUACCCGAGGCUCCUAGCCCUGCCGCCGACGUCACUUCCCAACGGGUUGCUGCAGCCGCCGCUGGUACGGCGGCUGCGGCGGUACCGCCACCGUCGGCAAGCAGCCCUGUUUUAACCAAGGCCACGUCAUCACGUGCACAGGGUCCCUCAAUGGCGUUCAUGGAUGCGGCAGCAGCAAGGGGGAGCAGCCCGGACCCCAGCACCGCACGUCCCUCGCCACCGCUACCGUCGUUGGAUGUGCGGGACAGCCCUUUGAUGCAGAUCCGGCCAUCGCCGCGCUCCUCGCCGCCCUUGGACCACUUGCGACCACAAGACCGAGUCCGGCCGACGCCGCUCAAGGUUUCGAGCGAUCCACGCACGCCGGUACUGCAGGCCAGCGCUCCGCAAGGUGGAGGUGCUGAUGUUGCGGCAGCUGCAGUGGUGGCGGUAGCCUCAGCUGGCGGGCCGGCAACGGCAACGGCUGGUGCUGGGAGAGGAAAGAUGCCGGCCGCGGCGGCUGGCGGCAGUGGGCUGACAGAGGGUGGCACCCCGGAGAAGGCCCGGAAGGGCGGCUUGUCGCAGCUCGCGGGUUUGCUGGGCGCCAUGAUGAGGUUUCGCUCUCCAGGCAAGGACACGGCCAGUAAAGAUAGGCCAUCUAUCGCCACCACUGCCGCGUCACCGCCACCGCCGCCCGCAUCCAACGCCAACGCACCCGUCCAGGGCGCGACCAGAGAGCACCCCCAGCCCGCUUUUCCUCCGCCCCGCCCACCCACGACAACCGAUGACGGCUCCACUCAAGACCCACCGAAAUCCAGUACCGGGCCAGUUUCGGUCAUGCAGUCGGCGUUCGCUGGUCAGGGGCAGGUUGUCUUCACGGACGAAGACGCCGCUGCCGCUGAUGAGGGUGAUGGGCAGCACCCCAAGCCCUCGAGGCGCAGGAGCCGCCAUGGCCGGACUAAGAGCGACCAGCCGCAGCGUAAUAUGGCUCCAAGCAGGACCCGUCCUGCCACCGCCGGAGCUGCUGCCAUCGGAGCUGCCGGUGCUGUUGCCAGGAGCACAGGAGCCCGGCCCGCAUCGGCUGGCGCUGCCCUGGGUGCCGCCAGCCGCUCGCCCGGUGCAGUAAUAAUCUCCCCGACUGCCGUGCCUGUGGGCCGGUCGGUGUCACCGCUAGGGCGCAGCAUGGCGGCCGCCAGCGCUGGCGGUGCUGGCGGCUUCUCCCCGGGUCCCGCAGGCGGGGACCCCCGGACGGCUCCGGUGAUCAUGAUCGCCCCGCUGGCCGACGCGAUCCCUGGCCGGGCGCUGAUUUCGCCGUUACGUGGAGCCAGGCCCGGAUCGUCCAUUGUUAAAGUUGCCACUGCCAUCGCCCGCAUCGGCGAGCCCAUCGGUGUUGCCAAUCUCGACGGUCCCAGUAUCAUGCUGGCUCAUGACAGGCACCCAGGUUUUACCUCCACGCUGCGCCCGGCACCAGGCCAACUGGCACAUCCUCUGCUGCAGCCGUCUGGUGCGGAGCUGCCGUUCCGCGGUCCGCAGCUGCCUGCACCCCGCCACAGCGGCUUGCAUGUCGACCCCAUCCGCUUCCCCGCCCCCGCCCCCGCUCCGCUGGUACGACCUGCCCUAGACGCCGACGGGCUGCCGCUGCCAGGGUUGGCUGGGGCCGCCGGGGGACAGGGGGCCGUCUUACCCGGUGCCACCUUCACGAGGCUGAUGGCGAGGGCGGCAAUCGGUGAUCCACGGCUGGAAAUGCAGCAGCGGAUGAAGCUGUUGCGUGUCGAGAGUUUUCUUCCGACUAGUGACACUCUGAACCUGCAGCAGCAACAGCGGCAACGGGAGCAGCUCUUAGGCCGGGACGAGGCGACGACAGCGGCUGCGGCGGCGGUAGGGGGCGCCGGAGCCGGUGCUGGCGGACCCAUGGACGCCUGCUUCACCUCACCCACGCAAUUCACGUACCUGCCCGGCACCGGUCAAGUGCCGUCUGCCCCGCCAGGACCAGGCGCCUACCGCAGGCACCGGCCCUUGUGGCUGGGCCAUAGGCCAGCCGAGAAAAUGCCGACCCUGCAACGGCCCGCACAGCCGGCCCUGCUCCAACCCGAGAUGCCGUACGGCCCGGCGGCAGCGCCGCCUCCUUCUCGGUCAGACACUGGCCCUGGCUUUUGGGCAGCUGGGCAAGCGGCGCCGGCAGCACAGCACCAGCAGCAGCAGCAGCAGCAGCCCGGAAGCUUCUUGACGGGAGCUGGCAGGAGCCACGCUGGCGACAACAGCAGCAGCCUGGCGUCUUCCAGCACCGCCAACUCGCUCCGGGAGAUCCAGCCGGCGCUUGCGCUGGAGCUACGGCGGCGGGAGCUGCUCGACCCGUACGGUCCAUACGCUGCCUCGGGCCCUGCGGGCGUCUCUGGCGUGACUGUGCGGGGCCUGAAACGCACGGUGACCGCAGGUCCCCAUGUCAAGCUGCUUAAGCCGCGUCAGCUGCUGCGGAACCUUCAGCCGCCCGGACCCACUCCCGCGUUCACCCGCCGGCAGCAUGUGCCUCCAGCAGAGGCCCACCUGGAGGUACUGGACGAGCGCGAGGACCCGCCGGCCGCGUCAGAUGGCACGGCUGGCGGACACGCGCCACAAAUUCACCCCAGUCAGUUCCCGACGACAGCGCAGCAGCCCACUGGUAGCGAGCAAGGAAGCUCAACGUCUGCACAGGCGAUACCGCAACAAGAGCCGCCACCAGCGGAUGCACAGCAGCCAGUGGACGGAAACGGCCAUAGACUGCCGCAACCUCGGGAAGCCUGGAGCAGCUCUCAUCAGCAGCAGGAAUGGGGAGGCAUCUCAGCGGGCUGGGCUCCGCCGCCAGCUGUCCUGCUACGGCCGGCAGAGGGGAGCAUUGCGGUGCCGGCCGUGAGGACGCUGACUGCCGCACCGCUGCCGGGAGCCGGCCGUAGCCCACCGCGCCUGCUCCGGCUGCCGCAGGGCCCCGCGGACCAUCAGGUCACCAGGAACCACACGCACUCGGCCCUUCCGAAGGGGGCGGAAGUGGAUGAACCCCGCUACCUCAACGUCAGGCUGAUGCGAGUCUUGGAGCCCCGGCCAAAGUCACCUUCCGACCCUCUGCCGGGUGAGGCACCUGCCCCGGGACUGCCCAUGCGCAAGUUGCGGGCGCUGGAGCGGCCAGAGGGGGAGCUACCGGGAAUUACCCCCGCGGGCACUGCCGGCCGCACCGAGCGCCUACUGGGAAUGCUGCGCCGAGUGGAGGAUCGUACACGGCCUGUAACAGGGUUAUACGCAGGUGGCCCACUGGGCCAACGUGUCGGCCUAUUCGAUGGCACUGCAAUGCCACUGAUGGACGCCAACGCUGCAUCGGAUGCGGCUUCAAUGACCGCGGCGGCUUCGCAGUGCGCGCCGGCUACGGAGGCCGCAACCUCAGCCGCACCCGCUGACCCGACUUCAUCACAAAGCUGUCCUCCUGAACGCCCUCGGCAGCACCCGCAGCACCCGCAGCACCCGCAGCAGGCCUCCGUCUUCCCUGUGGCCAAGUCAAAGACCUCCCCGCAGUCCCCAGGACCAUCAUCGCCACAGCAGCUCCUGCCGCCUCGUGGCUCUACCGACAUGGCCACACAAUCCGCUCUGGCCCAACCCACGAUCGAUAUCCAUGUCCACAGCACCACCACCGCCAUCACUAGUACCUCCGCCGGCACCGCACCGGGCGCCACGCCGCCUCUCCCUGCCUCUGUCUACGGGUAUCCAGCAGCGCCAUUAUCACCGCAACGACAGCAUCAGCAACCUUGUCCACAGCCGGACCCACAGCUCUGCCAAGUCCCUGUGACCGCCCCUGCUGACCUGGGGGCGCUGGCUGGGCUGUCGGCUCUGAGCCAGCUGACGGUGCUCGCGUCGCUGUCGCAGCUAGGAGCGGCCGUAGGGGGCCUACCUGGCGUGGAGGACCCCUCGCUGUGGCCGGACCUCCUGGAGACAACCCCCGAGUCGCUGCGCCAGGUCUCCGAGAACACCGUCGCGCGCUGGCGCCAGCAGCGGGCCGCCUUGGCGCAACCCGACAUGGCCGCCUUGCGCGAUAUGGACCCAGCAUUGCAGUUGGAGCCAACCCAGAUGCUGGGGCCAGGGCCUCUCGGGGAGGCCCAGCAUGCCCUGCGCCACGGUAGAAGCCAGGGCGGCGGCGGCGGCGGCGGCGGCGGCGCCGGGCCCAUGCCCGGGGGCCCGUAUCCCGGUGGUCCUGGGGACGUGCCGCGGGACGAUUCCCCGGGGAAAUGGUUGGUCAGCCGGUCUGUGGACGGCACGGUGCUUGCUAUCAGUCCCACAGCAAAGGCUGAGCAGGAAGGAGGGCAUGGAGGCGAGUUGGGGUCAGCGGCGAGGGAACGGAGGCGGCGAGAGAGAGAACGGGGUCAGCGGAGGCGGCGGCAGUCGGGCCCCGGUGAAGCAGGGUUUCGGGGGAAGGAGGGUGGGGGGGAAAGCGAGGGCAGGAGGCAGAAGGGAGAUAAAGAGGAAAAUCGGAAGAAGGGGCUGCAGAGGAGAGCAGGAGGGUCGGGCCGGCACCGCAAGCGGGCGAGCUCCUCUGGGGGCGACGCCAUCUCGGACAGCGGCAACAGCGAGUACAGGAGCGGUAGGAGCACCAGCAGCAGCAGCAGCACUAGCAGUAGCGAGGGCAGUGACGGGAGCCGCGGUGGCGCACGACACGGUGCAUCCGCCCCGGGUGCGACGGCCGCCGGCGCACCUGAGAACGGCGAUAAUGAUGGUGGCGCAGGGCCCCCAGCCCCUCCCGCUACCCGGCCAGAACCCGGCGACGAUUUCGGACUGGACGUAGCGGAGAGGCUGCUGCAUCGGAUGGCAGGAUCGGAGAUGCGGUCAUCGCGGCGAGGUAGCCGCAGUGACGCCAUGGCGGCGGACCGCUUACAGCAGCAGCAUCGGCCUCCGCCCGCUGUAGCCGCCACGGGCUCUGGCGGUACCGACAGCGGGGAGCCCCUGGCUGGCAAGGAAGCACCUGGCGGCGUAGGAGUCGUAACGGGGCUUGAGGAUGCCGGGUUAGCGGCCAGCCGGGGACUAUCACCUGCCGUGUUAGGCCAUGGCCCCACCGAUCCAAGGCACGGCAGCUCCCCGCAUGCUAAGAUGGUGGACGUGCUGCGUGGGCCGGAGACGAAUCGCAGGGCUCAGGAGAUCCUGGACCGCCAUUCCGCCUUACGCGCCAAGUACCUAGCUGCGGCUGAUAACCUUCGAGCCGCCGUAUUGGCUAGCUCGACGGCUGGACAGCAAGGUACCCCCCCAGCGACGCAAGACGUCGGCAAUGCUGGUGGCGGAGGCGGCACGAGUCCUGGGAGCCAGGGGUCCCGACUCGGCCCCGAGCCGACACGGAGUCGGGUAGCUGCAUUAGCAACUGCGAGCGCCCCAACAGCGCAGCCCGGGGCCCCUGGCGGCAGCCUUCCGGUGGCCUCCGCGGGGUCGGCGCCGCAGGUGGCGACAACAGAUCCGCAGCAGGGGCAGCAGGGGCAGCAGGCCAUAAAUAUCUACUGCACCCAGCUGGUGCUCAACCCCGGUCGGGGCCCCAUCACAGUCCCUGGCCUGCCCGCCUACUAUCCUGCGCCAGGGCCUGCAGCCUGGGCGGGUGUGCCGGUCGCGGUGCCCUCGUCUCCGCCCGCCUACCCCGGGCCGCACUACGUUCACCCGGGCCCUACCUCCCCCUCCGGUGCUGACCUGAGAGAGCAACGCCCGGUAUAUGUGUGCCCAAGCAGCCAAGCCGCGCUUCGGCCGCAUCCGCCCGCAGUGAAGGUGUUGCACACGGGUGCCGCAGUGUGGGUGCCGCCAAACGGUGGUGCGGAACUGAGAGCGGCGGACGACGGCCGCGGAGCUGCCGCAGCCGCCUCCACCGCCGUCGGCAAUGCCAAAGACCGGCUGGGUGCAGUCGUCACCGAAAAUGAGAUGCCUUCCUUAGGAGCCAGCCCUCACCCUGGACGCAGCAGCAGCAGUGGCGGUGGCGGUGGCGGUGGCCCGUUAUCGGAUGCGCCCACAGUCUCCGGAAACCGCGUCACACCGGGCAAGCGUCUCGUCCGUCGGGUGAUUGGCAGUAAGAGAAUUUCGCAUGACACGUCUGGGGGCAUCGUGGUGCUGUCCCGGGAGGGGGAUGGCGGCCGCCGACCUUCCGACCCGACUUCGUCCAACAGAUCUUCAUUCGCGACUGUGGCAGCGGAAGAAGAGGAGGGCGAGGCCGAAGUAGGCGAAGGGAGGGAUCAGGUGGAGGAGCAGCAAGGGAAGCGAGGUGAAACGGCACUGCAGGCGUUGCCCAGGGGGCCGUCUGGUGGGGUGGUGUCGCAGGGCAGCGCAGCAGAUGGGGAGGUGCUGUCCCUAACCGGGUCCAAACCUGGAUCCUUAUCUGGAUCUGGAUCGAACAGGGAAGGGGGGGAAUCUGAGGCGCAUGUGCGCGGGGCUGGGCGAGAAGCUGGCGAUGCCUCGCGAGUCGCAGAGGACAGCUCCGGCUUUGGGGAGCAGCUUUCGGCACCACCGCCAGAGCAGCAGCAGGUCAUGCCGCCACCGCCACCGCCACCGCCACCGGCACCUCCACGGCAGGUGGCGCUGGCCGCGGAACUGACGCAGCUGAUCCUGGAGGCCUUCCAGCAAAGCGGUGGAGUAAUUCUGCCGGAGGGUACGGAGGCGCCGACAGGGCCGCCACCUCCAGGAGCCAGCGGCGGCGACGACGGCGUCACAUACACUGGCCGCGGCCCCGCGGGUCCCGCGUACCUAACUGACGCAUUCGGGGGCACAGUGAACUCCACUGCGGCGGGGCCCUCCCAACGUCCCACACACCCCAGUGCCCUCUCGCAAUCCACCUUCCUGCCGUCCACGCUGCCCAACACCGCCGUGCCGCGUGGAAAAGGCCCCACCUUCUUGCAAGUACGGGAUAUCGAGAUGGAGGGGUUGUCCGGUGGCCGCGAUGGUGCCGGCAUGGCGGCGCUGGCGGCGGGCUUCCAGGGCGGCAUGGCCGAUUGGGAGGCGCAGCCCAUUGCGGUGUUACGGGGCCGGCAGCCCGGGGGGCCGGCGCCUCCUGCCGCAAUGGGCCCGGGUGGCGGAGGCGAACCACAGACGCAGGUGCAGGGACCUGGGAUGCGCAGCCCUGGUCGCGGCCUGACGGCGGCGGAGGUUUUGGCGCUGAAGCCCAACCCCGAGCAGCAGCGCCGGCUGGCGGCACUGCAGCGCCUGCGUGCGCGGCAGGAAGCGGCAGUGGCAGAACGGCGGGCACGCUACCAGGCAGGUCUGCAGCACUUCGCAGAUCCCACCAAACAGCUUCGGCCAUUGUUUCUGCCGCUGCCGGAGUACCAGAUGCCGGCGGGUGCCGGCGCCGGCGGAGGUGACGGUGGCUUUGGUGUUGGCGCCGGUGGUGAAGGCCCAUGGUAUGCCUCCGGCAGCCGGAAUGUGGCAUUGGGUAGGCGGCGUAGCUUGUUUUCGGGCGAUGAGACCCGCGGGUCAGUCUUCCCGGUCCCGGUGCGCCAAGCCUACCUGACGAGGUCGAGUUUGGAGCAGCAGCCGCGCACACGCAGCCCUCGACAGCAGCGCAUGCACGCGGAGGUGAAGCGGCGGCGGUGGAGCAGCCGACGCGAGGACGCUGCCGUACUGCCACCGCAGGUGGCGGCGAUGAUACAGCACCAGCACAACUUUACAAAUCGGGUCCGCAGCGCCAUGCACCCGUCCGCCGACGCUGCCGGCUGUGAAUGGGGUUUCGGAGCGGACCAUGGCGAGGGGGACCAGGGGGAAGACUGGGAUGAUGAUGGCGACCCGCUGGGACCUGAGACGGAAUGCGGCGGCUGCAACUUCCCCGGGUGCCCCGUGCAUGGCAGCGGAGUGGAACGAGGCGGCGAAACACCCACGGUCCACACCGGCACGCGUGUCGCACGGCGUAGCGCGCAGCCAUUGCGAGCGGCAGGGAAGCGUCCCGCUGUGGCCGGGAGUUCCGCCGACGGCGUGAUUGGCAGCCGUGCGGUGGAGGGGGAGGAGCGGACGGCCGAGGCGGCCGGGCAAGGGCGGGGAGAGGAGGAUGCGGAGGAUGCGGAGGAGGCGCGGCAGCGUGUCCAGCGGGAGAUGCAUCGGGCUGCACUGCUGGAUCGGUGGACUGCGGAGAUGCGGACACUGGGUGCCGCCAGUGCCCGAGUGGAGGCCACACAGAAGGUCGCUGUAGCUUCCGUGCAGCAGGCCCUGGCCGCCCGCCGCGAGCGCCAGGCUGCGGAGCUGGCUGACAUGUUCCGGCUCCUGGGGGAGGUGGACGAGCUGGCUAGCACCCUGGAGCAGCAGACCAGCGAUACCAAGAAGAUGAUGCAGGUGCUGGAGGAAGAGGCGGAACUGCGGCGAGUAUCCCGACUCAACUCGCUGCUAUUGGAGGCCAGAAGGUUAGGCGGCCAGCCUCGCGCCCUCGCAACAAGCUCGACAGAGCGCGUCUAUGUAAACUUCCACAUCUAUAAGACACGUGCAGCCAUGGCGGUACGGCUACUGCCGCCCAGCUUCACGACCGAGAACGGUUACAAGACCUUGGAGCGCGAUGGCGUGAUGCUGCUGGAGUUUGCAAACGCCAAUCCCGGGCAGCCGUCCGGGACAGCCCCAGCGGCGGGCGGAAUCAAUCGCACCUACAACUGGUCCAACAAGAUUUCCUUCGCACUGUCCCCCUCGGAGUUGGGUACCAUGCUGGCGGGUGACGCCAUUGCCUCAGACAAGGGGCUGGUCAUGUAUCAUGACCCGACCAAGUUGGGCAAGGUUGGGGAGCCUAUGAAGCGGCUCACCAUGAAGCAGAUGCCGGAUGGUGCCAUCUCCUUCAGCCUCAGCGCCGCGCCCGACAACAUUUCUUUGCCAGUCAGCCGGGGGGAGUUUGAGGUACUCAAGAGCCUGGCGCAUUAUGCAAUUCCAAGGCUGCUGGGCUUUGAUGCUGCAUUUCAAUGA